This is a messenger RNA of Cladophialophora bantiana CBS 173.52, 1608 nucleotides long. RefSeq lists its product as uncharacterized. The transcript is spliced from 3 exons. Lineage: Eukaryota; Fungi; Ascomycota; Eurotiomycetes; Chaetothyriales; Herpotrichiellaceae. Gene Ontology annotation, molecular function: protein binding. The coding region runs from base 1 to 1608 and encodes 535 amino acids. The record is from RefSeq and is a predicted model, not a curated record.
AUGUCAAACCUACACAGAAAGGAAAGCGAGAUGCAUAAGGCCUUAAGUGGCACACAAAAUGCAAGUGAUAGCACAGAUGUGCUGGACCCACAAUCAAGCAUGGACUCGCCCGAUCUUGGGUGGGCAGAAAAACUUGCAAGCCUUAGUGCUUCCGGUGCGGGUCACUUUUCGAAUAAAGAAUUCGAGGCUGCUGAAACUUUAUACCAACAAGUCUUGGAUAUAUGCAAAAAAUUUAAGGGUCCCAACGACAUAGACACGAUUUCCAGCAUGGUCAAUUUAGGGGAGGCACUGCUAUGCCAAAAGAAGCAUGAGGAUUCCGCGAAGGUGUUUCGAAGGGGAUUGAAACAGUCCCAAGAGGUACUAGGACCUGAACACAAGACCACGCUGUUCAGGAAUCAGGGGGAGUAUGCAGGGGCUGAAGAGAUGUACCGUCGUGCGCUGGAAACGAACGGGCUUUCCCUAAACUCAAAUGACUCUUCUAUGAAAGGCACAAUGGAAGGACUCGCGGAGGUGCUCUGGGUCCAGGGUAAGGCCGAGGAGGGCAGGAAGAUGUGGAAGCAGGCAUCCGGGAAGGACAAGGAGGGCGAGGAAGACGAUGACACAGCUUCAAAAUCCGGCCAGAGCAAGGAUGAAGAGCAGGAGCAGAUGUAUCGACAUGUUCUCGAAUCGAUAGAGAAACCCUUUGGGGAGGAACACUGGAUGACACUCAAUACCGUUCGCAAUCUCGCCUCGGUCCUAGCGGCACAGGGUAAGUAUGAGGAAGCCGAGCAGAUGUAUCGACGAGCGCUGCAAGGAUUUGAAAAGACAUUCGGGAAGGAGAAUCGGGAGACGCUUUUGAGCGUCAAAUUUCUUGGCCUUGUGCUGCGUGAUCAGAGUAAAUAUGAAGAAGCAGAGAAAAUGCUUCGGCGAGCGCUAGUAGGGUAUGAGAAUGAACUUGGUGAAGAGCAUCUAGAUACUCUCAGGAUUGUUUACAAUCUCGGCUCAGUUCUAGAGGCUCAGAAAAGGUAUGAAGAGGUCGAGCGAAUAUAUCGGCGAGCGCUAGAAGGAAUUGUUUACAAUCUCGGCUCAGUACUAGAGGCCCAGAAAAACCACGAAGAUGCUAAGCAGAUGUAUUGGCGAGCUCUACGGGGGUAUGAGGAUGUAUUUGGGAAAGAGCAUCCAGAAACACUUAGGAUUACCAAUGAACUCGGACUAAUGAUGUGGGGCAGUCAGGCCAACGGUAAAGAAGCAGAGCAGAUGUUUCGGCGAGCACUAGAGGGGUCUGCAAAGGCGUUUGGGAAAGAUCACCUGGACACGUUCAAAAGCAUCAUAAAUCUUGGUAUGGUUCUAAUGAUCCGAGGCGAGCACGACGAGUCUGAGCAAAUGUUUCGGCGAGCACUAGAAGAGACCGAGAAGGUCCUCGGGAAAGAGCAUCCGUUGACGCUGACAAGCGCCUAUACUCUCGCCCGCCUUCUUCGAAUCCGGGAAGACUAUAUAAGGGCAGCGGAUCUCUACGAAUGGGCUUGUAGUGGCAACUCCAAACUUCACGGGCCAGACCACGAGAUUACGAAGCAGUGCAUGGCCGAAUACUCUUCUUUGCGGGAGUUGAUGGCCAGAGGAGAUGUUUAA